AUGGUUCUGAAGAAGUUUUUGGCAUUGCCUAACAUUAAUUACAAGAUGUAUAGACAAAUAUUAAUUCUCACAUUAGUCCUGUUUGUUUGCAUAUCUGACGGACUAAGAAAUAGGAAAUUUGGAGUACAAAAUGAAAAUGAUUACAACGAUGGGGAAGAUUUAAGGUUACAACAAAAUGACUACGACACGCCAUACGCGACGAAUUAUAACUCCAGAUAUUAUGGUCAUAGACGAUCGCAUAACAAUGGAUUAAAAUGUUCAAAGACUUCUGGAUACCACAAAUGCAGAUCUUAUCGAGUGCGUCACCUCAGUUCCGCAACUUGUCGUCUUUUAGGAAGCAUAAUUGUAUUAAACGAAGAUUUUGAAACACGUAGAUGCGUCAAAUAUUGCUGUCCGAGGUUACCGUUGCUCGUUCGACAUCACAAGCCUGGAGCAACAAUACCCAACUCAGUCACUGCAACGUCGACAAAACAUGACCCAACGAAUACAAUCCCUAUACCAGCUAAUAUAACCAAAGUUAAAGAAAACACGAGCAUAGAAAAAAGAAUAAGCACCACAAAGCCAACUUCCCCAACACCAAAGAAGAAAAAUUCGGACGAUAAAAGCAGAAUUUUCUUGCAUAAAUCUCUCGAGAAUGCAAAUGUAGAAGAUGGCAAUUUGGAAAAAGACCUUCUUGCUAUUCUCCAGAAAACAAAAAAUACAAUGACUGAAAAUCCUAGCAGUGAAGAGGAUAUACUUGUGGAACAAUUAAGAAAACUAACAUGAAUAUAUUUUAAGAGGAUUCGACUUAACACAUAAAUACAAAUGUAUGAACUGACUAAGGACCAAUAAUACUCAACAUUUCACAGCCAUUAACAGAAAAAUUAGAAGUUUUUUGUUUUCUGAAAAAUGUAUUUUUUCACAUAAUUUUUUGAAAUACAUUUAUAACAGCAACCCGUAAUAAGUUGAAUAAUUUACUGAAUUUCACUAAAGAGGGAACAGUUAUAAGAGUGCUGAAUGUGUUAUGUACAAUAACAUGGAUAACAAAAAUAUUAAAAAAAAUGUACACGAGCAUGAAGUUUGAUAUUACUGAUCAUUUUAGGAUAAAUGUUAUUCGACCUUUCCCAAAUUGCAAAAACUUUGUUUUAGAUAAUUUUAUUUUAAUUUUAUUCUUUAUGUUUAAAGAAAAUUGUUAUUGUUAGUAAUUGAUUGAAAUGAUUAUCACUGAUAUGGAUGUUAUUUCAGAGGAUCCAUCGUUUAUAUGUAAAGAUACCAGUCAAAUUGGGGGAUUUUCUGACUCAAAUUAAUAAAAAAAUUGGGUACUCCUUAAGUAUGCGCAUCAAGAUGUCGCACAACCUGAAUCCAAACCUGGUACGCAACCGGAGUUCAGGUUGUGCGCCAUCUUGGUGCGCAUACUUCAGGAGUUCCAAAAAUUAAAAUAUAUAAAACCUCGACGAAUAUAGUCGAUAUAAUCAUAAUACACUACGAGUCGAAAUAUACAAUAAAAAUCUGGACAGUUCAAUGCAACGCGGGGUUUGUAUAAAAUAUUGAUAAAACUAAUUCACAUAAGGGUUUUUAAAAUAUAAACUAUAGAAAAAAAAAUAUAGAAAAUAUAGAAAGAUUACAGUAAUACAUUUUUUCCAGUUUGCAGCAGGGCCUUUGAAUUAUAUAGCAAAAACACUGAGAAAAACUAGUAGAAUUGUUUGUUGUCGUGUAUUUGUUUCAGAAUACGCAACUUAUAUGAAUCUUACUUGCCCCUGACGAUCAAUAAAAAAUCAGUCUGAACUCCGAUUCACUAUUUUAAUCUGACAAAACAUAGAGUACUCACUCAAUAUUGGCUUUCAAAAGUUUGGAAAGUUUGAACAUAAUUAAAGCUGGUUGUUAAAAGCCUUCUUUGGGGUCGAAACAACUACUUGUUUAGAGAGUAUUAUGAGAAAAAUAAAUCGUCAACGACCCACACUAUACAAUACUCUGAAAACGAUUGAAA
Molecule: messenger RNA, 1966 nt
Organism: Styela clava
Lineage: Eukaryota; Metazoa; Chordata; Ascidiacea; Stolidobranchia; Styelidae
Source: RefSeq, a predicted model, not a curated record